GGCUUUUUUAGCGUUGUUUCGCGCUAAACAGGGCUGCGGAAACCGCACGGCUGGGUUUCUGGCUAAAAGCUCUUUAUGAACGGCUCAGCCAACCAUACGACGCCCGCGAGACGCCGCCGACGUGCUAGCAGACACCAAGCAGCACCGUCCUCGUCGACGCCGUCGCAGCGUAACGGGACGCCGCGGCAGCGUAACGGGACGAUGCGCCAAGACAAGCCCCUCCAGCGCUACGCCCAUAAGCACAAGCAGGCCCUGUGGCCCCUGACCAUCACCGCGUGCUUGAUCGGCGGCGCGGGCGUCUUCGAGUUGCUACGGGUCUUCGCCGCGACGCCAUGGUGCCGGCCGAUCUGCUACAUCCUGGUAGGCUUUACACUAGCUCUGAAGGCCUUCUCAGUACAUGUGGCCAAUGAAGGCGGCCCCAUCGCGUUGUUGCCCACACCGUUGAAACGGUGGCUCCUGACCACUUCUGUCUUAGAUGCUGCUUCAGAAGUAGCCAUGCUCGUCGACUUCCAGCACUGGAUCGGCGUGUUUAUUCACGCCAUCCAGAUGCUGCGCUUGGACUCUCACGAGCGCGAGGAAAUCCUGCACAAGCUCGGACCUACCAUACGAAGGUGGGCGACGCGACCCGGGCUGCUGCGAGCGAUCCGGCCCUUGCACGACGCUUUAGUCUGGGAGGAAUCGGAUGAUGACGACGAGGUCCCGGUCGCGCGGCCCGUUUCUGAAACGAGUGACCUCACGCCCGACGCCGCCGCGUUCGUCGAGGCCGCGGCCAAGAUCAACCCCUGGUCGACGCUCGUGCACAUCCUGUCGACGCGGGCCUACCGCUCGUUGCGGGCGAACUUGUCUCCUUCGGCGCUGGCGGUGUCGGCCGCGGUGCCGGCGGGCCUGGUCGCUGCGGUUUUAACGAGGCGGGACCACCGGAUCCUCUUGCAGCGGGAGUUCUCGCGCAUUAUUCUGACGGGCGGCGCCGUCGCGGCGGCCGUGCCGUUCGCCGCGCUAGUGGGCUUGCACGUCGCCCCGGGUCCCGAGGGCCACAACGACCCGACCUCGCCAGUUCCCGAAAGAGCGGGUCCCGGCGCUUUGGCCAAAGCUGGUGGUUUGGCGGCGGUCGUCUUUUCGGUCUUCGGCGGGCUCCUGUCGCCGGCGGCGUGGCGGACGACGUUCCGGAACUGUUUUAUUGGCGGGGGGCUGCGGUAACUAUUUUGUGAGUUUGACUUU
Pelagomonas calceolata is the source of this 1218-nucleotide messenger RNA. NCBI's taxonomy places the organism in Eukaryota, Pelagophyceae, Pelagomonadales, Pelagomonadaceae. The record is from the annotation of a GenBank genome assembly.